This is a messenger RNA of Priapulus caudatus, 210 nucleotides long. Its product is annotated as nuclear pore membrane glycoprotein 210-like. The transcript has a single exon. The record is from RefSeq and is a predicted model, not a curated record. Gene Ontology annotation, cellular component: nuclear pore. Lineage: Eukaryota; Metazoa; Priapulida; Priapulimorpha; Priapulimorphida; Priapulidae. The annotation marks the transcript as partial.
UCUGUGAGCGUCUACGUGGUGCUGCUGACUGGCGUGCGCAUCUACGCACCGCUGAGCCGCAUGCGCUCCGACACGCUCAUGCCCGUCUACGCGGUCGGCAUGAACGACCACGAGGCGCCGUUCUCGUUCGGCUCGUCGCGGCCACCGUUCACCUUCCACUGGUCCGUCAACAACAAGGAGGUCGCCGCGCUCAAGUCGCCCUUCUACCCG